CCGAGCAGUUGUUGGAGCUGCUCGCGUCCCGGCGGAACCCGGGGAGUUUCCUAGAGUUUGGAGAAAGCCACAUCUUCAGCUUCUUGUAGGUUGGAGAUCCGACCGAUCGGCGGAGCGCAGCCAAGGGAGGGAGCACCCGGGCGCCUCGCAGACCGAGACCGCGAGCCACCCCCGCCCCUCCCGGCACCCACGCGCCUCUCUCUCCCCCCAUCGCCCGGUCCCCGCAGCCAUGCAGGAGGGCGAGGCCGGCUGCGCCGUCGCGUUCGCCGAAGCCCAGAGAUGGGUAGAGGCAGUAACAGAGAAGAACUUUGAAACACAGGAUUUUCGAGCCUCUCUAGAGAAUGGUGUUCUGUUGUGUGAUUUGAUUAAUAAGCUUAAACCUGGUGUCAUAAAGAAGAUCAAUAGACUGUCCACACCAAUAGCAGGUUUGGAUAAUAUAAACGUUUUUUUGAAAGCUUGUGAACAGAUUGGAUUGAAAGAAGCCCAGCUUUUCCAUCCUGGGGAUCUACAGGACUUAUCGAAUCGAGUCACUGUCAAGCAAGAAGAGACCGAUAGGAGAGUGAAAAAUGUUUUGAUAACAUUGUACUGGCUGGGAAGAAAAGCACAAAGUAACCCCUACUAUAAUGGUCCAUAUCUUAAUUUGAAAGCAUUUGAGAAUCUUUUGGGACAAGCUCUGACCAAGGCACUUGAAGACUCCAGCUGUCUGAAACGAAGUGGCAGGGACAGUGGGUACGGAGAUAUCUGGUGUGCUGACCGGGGAGAGUUCCCUGUGCCCCCAGGCAGCCAUAGGAGAGAAGAUUCCUUUGAAAGCUUGGACUCUCUGGGCUCCAGGUCCUUCACAAGCUGCUCCUCUGAUAUCACGCUGAGGGGUGGGCGUGAAGGUUGCGAAAGCGACACAGAUUCUGAAUUUACCUUCAAAAUGCAGGAAUAUAACAAAGAUGAUAUGUCCUAUCGGAGGAUUUCGGCCAUUGAACCAAAAUCUGCUCUACCGUUCAAUCGUUUCUUACCCAAUAAGAGCAGACAGCCGUCCUACGUGCCGGCGCCCUUGAGGAAGAAGAAGCCGGACCGCAAUGAGGAUAACAGAAGGAGCUGGGCCAGCCCGGUGGGCACAGAAGCCGAUGGGACGUUUCCAAGUAACGAGAGGAGAAUUUGGGGCACAAGUGUGGAGAGCUGGACAGCAGUACAAGAAACUUCAAACUCCUUCUGUUACUUGGAGGAGGAGGAAGAGAGGACCAGCACCCCCGACACUGUAAAGGAUGACCUUUAUGUGCGAAAGCUAAGCCCCAUCAUGCCAAGCCCAGGGAACACUUUCGAUCAGUUUCUUCCCAAAUGUUGGAUCCCAGAAGAUGUGAACUGGAAAAGAAUAAAAAGAGAAACUUAUAAACCCUGGUAUAAAGAAUUUCAGGGAUUCAGUAGAAGGAUCCCAGACUUUGAGGAUGAGGAUUCAGGCUCUGACAGAAGCUCUGACAUUUUUAGUUGGAUGCAGAGAGCAGAGCGUAGGCUAGACGGCACCUGCCAAAGACGUUCACUCCUGAUGGAAGUAGCCAGGAGCACACGGGACACCCAAGCAGCCAGGAGAGCCAGUGGUGCUUCGGAGCAGCCCAGUCCGUUUUUACUACUUCAGGCCCUCCAAACAUAUUCUGACGACAUCUUAUCUUCUGAAACAAAUAUCAAACUUGAUCCCACUGCUGGCCCAAGGCUCAUAACUCGCAGGAGGCAUCUCUCUUAUGCCCCAGGGUAUAGAAGAGGCGACCUUGAGAUGUCUGCCCUAGAUCCCGACUUAGAGAAUGACGAUUUCUUUGUCAGAAGGACUGGGGCUUUCCACGCCAAUCCAUGUGUCCUCCGAGCUUUCGAAGACUUCAGAAGGUUUUCUGACCGAGAUGAUCCAGUAGAGAGAGAUAUAAUUCUGCAGUGCAGAGAAGGCGAGCUCGUACUUCCAGAUCUAGAGAAAGAUGAUAUGAUUGUCCGGCGAAUCCCAGCACAGAAGAAAGAGGUGCCUCUAUCUGGGGCCCCAGAUAGAUACCAACCAAUCCCUUUCCCCGAGCCCUGGACGCUUCCUCCAGAAAUUCAAGCCAAGUUCCUCUGCAUACUUGAAAGGACGUGCCCAGCCAAGGAGAAAAGUAGUAGCUGUAGAGUACUAGUUCCUUCGUGUCGGCAGAAGACAGAUGACAUGUUGACCCGGAAGAUCCAGCACUGGAAGCUGGGAACUUCUGUGCCUCCCAUCAGUUUCAUCCCCGGUCCCUGCAGUGAGGCGGACUUUCGGAAGUGGGAGGCCAUCCGGGAGGCCAGCAGGCUUAGGCACAGGAAGCGGCUGAUGGUUGAGAGACUCUUUCAAAAGAUUUAUGGUGAAAAUGGGAGCAAGUCCAUGAGCGAUGUCAGCGCCGAGGAUGUUCAGAACCUGCGUCAGCUGCGUUACGAGGAGAUGCAGAAGAUGAAAUCCCAGCUAAAAGAGCAGGAUCAGAAAUGGCAGGAUGACCUUGCAAAAUGGAAAGACCGUCGAAAAAGCUACACUUCAGACUUGCAGAAGAAAAAAGAAGAGAGGGAAGAAAUUGAAAAGCAGGCGCUGGAGAAAUCCGAGAAAAGCUCUAAGACAUUUAAGGAAAUGCUGCAGGACAGGGAAUCCCGAAAUCAGACGUCUACAGUUACAUCGAGGAGCAGAAUAUAUUCUUCUGAUGAUGCAUUGAAUGAAGACAAGCUUCCCCUGACACUAACAAUGUCAGAAGCAAGUCAUCAGGGGGAGAGAGUAGAAGAGAAAGGAACAACAUACCCUACAGAAAUCCCUAAACAAGAUUCUACAACUGUGGUGAAAAGAGAGGACCCUCUACCUGCUGAAAUUCAGCUUCCCUCUAAAAGCCCCACGGAAAAACAACGCCCGGCCCCUUUGUCUGCCCAGCGUUCGCUGACUACACAAAUGGAGUCGACUCGAGUUUCAGCUUCUCUCCCCAGAAGUUACCAGAAAACUGAUACAGCUAGGUUGACAUCUGUGGUCACACCGAGACCUUUUGGCUCUCACUCAAGGGGAAUCUCAUCGCUCCCGAGAUCCUACACGAUGGAUGACGUUUGGAAGUAUAAUGGAGACAUAGAAGGCGUUAAGAGAACUCAGUACAGUUCGGUCAGCACCUCUGUGCAAAAGUCUGAUCCAAGCCAGCUGGCUUCCAGCUUCUUCAGUGAAAGAGAGGCAGUGACAUCAGGAGAGGGUGUGAUGAGGUUGCCCUCUCCUACACCCCCCUUCUCGUCUCUCUCCCAGGACUGGGCUGCCACUUCUAAUGCUACCUGGUCUUCAGUAUCUGGCCCCAAUUCAAUGCCUGAACUUGGAGAAGGGAGAAGCUCACCACAGACAGAGGUGUCACCAUCAAAGGAUCAGUUCAGUGAUAUGAGAAUCAGCAUAAACCAGACGCCUGGGAACGGCCUUGACUUUGGGUUUACAGUAAAAUGGGAUAUUUCCGGGAUCUUCGUAGCAUCAGUGGAAGCAGGUAGCCCAGCAGAAUUUUCUCAGCUACAGGUAGAUGAUGAAAUUAUUGCCAUCAACAAUACCAAGUUUUCAUAUAAAGACACUAAAGAGUGGGAAGAAGCCAUGGCUAAUGCUCAAGAAACUGGAAACCUAGUAAUGGAUAUCAGGCGCUAUGGAAAGUCUGAUUGGGGCAAAGACCAGCCUUCCCUGCCAUUUAUACGGCAUAAAACCCUCAAUCUCACCAGUAUGGCUACCAAAAUUAUAGGUUCACCUGAAACAAAGUGGAUUGAUGCAACUUCUGGAAUUUACAACUCAGACAGAUCUUCAAAUCUAUCAAUAAUGACUGAUUUCUCAGAAAGCCUUCAGAAUUCUAAUACCGAGUCCAAGGAAAUCAAUGGGAUUCGUGAUGAAAGCAGUACUUUUGAGUUAAAAGCAUCUGAACCUAUUUCUUUGAAAAACUUAAAAAGGCGAUCACAAUUUUUUGAACAAGGCUGCCAUACAGGAAGCUCCGAUUCUGUGGUUCCUGAUCUUCCAGUUCCAACUAUCAGUGCCCCAAGCCGCUGGGCGUGGGAUCAAGAGGAGGAGCGAAAGCGGCAGGAGAGGUGGCAGAAGGAGCAGGACCGCCUGCUGCAGGAAAAAUACCAACGUGAGCAGGAGAAACUAAGGGAAGAGUGGCAAAGAGCUCAGCAGGAGGCUGAGAGAGAGAAUUACAAGCUCUUGAAUGAGGAGCUGAUGGUCCUGAACUCAAACAUCGCAGCUCUGACCACACGGGAGCCCUCUGUUGCCACCUUGGAAGCCACCUGGGAUGAAGGGUCCAAGUCUUCUGACAGGGAAGGAACCCGAGCAGGAGAAGAGGAGAGGAGACAGAGGCAUGAGGAAGGUAUAACUGAGGACCAAAGGAAGAAGCUUCAGGAACAACUCACUAUUGAGAAAGAGAGGGAACUGAAGGAGCAACAAUAUCAGGAAGAGCAGGAGGAGAUGCAGCGUCAGGCCAAGGCUGAGGAGCAGAAGAAGCGCUAUGCAGAAGAACAGAUGCGCCAGGCAGAGGAGCAGAAGCGCCAGGCGGAGGAGCAGCAGCGCCAGGCAGAGGAGCAGAGGCGCCAGGCGGAGGAGAAGAAGCGUCACACAGAAGAACAGAAGCACCAGGCAGAGAGAGAGAAGGAAACGAUAGUCAGAAUAUACCAGUAUAGAAGGCCUGUUGAUUCCUAUGAUACACUGAAGGGAGAGGAAGAAUCUUCAGGUUUGCUUCCUAGUGACAGGAAUAAAUCCAGAUCCACUACUGAGCUGGAUGAUUUCUCCACAAAUAAAAAUGGAAGCCAUAAAUAUUUAGACCGAGUUGGGAACGGGAGCUCAUCACAGAGGAGCGCCAAGAAGGAACAAGGUUUAUCAGGAGCAGAGUUGGAGAGGCAACAGAUCCUUCAAGAAAUGAGGAAGAGGACAUCCCUUCACACCGACAGCAGCUGGAUCCGUCAGCGCAGUUCCAGCAUCAAUAAAGAGCCCAUUUGUCUGCCUGGGAUUAUGAGAAGAGGCGAAUCUCUAGAUAACCUGGAGUCCCCAAGGUCCAGUUCGUGGAGACAGUCCCCGUGGCUCAGUCAGUCCACAGCGGUCUACGCUUCGACCUCCGUCCAAGACUUCAGCCGCCCACCCCCGCAGCUGGUGUCCACGUCCAACCGUGCCUACAUGCGGAACCCGUCCUCCAGCGUGUCCCCUCCUGCAGCGGGUUCCGCGAAGACCAGCCCCGCACCAUCCCCCACUCCACGCAGCCAUUUCCCUUCCGCUCCCCCAUCCCAGCCACGCAACAGGUCAGUCAGUGGGAAGCGCAUGUGCUCCUACUGCAAUAACAUUCUGGGCAAAGGAGCUGCCAUGAUCAUCGAGUCCCUGGGUCUUUGUUAUCAUUUAUAUUGUUUUAAGUGUGUUGCCUGUGAGUGUGACCUCGGAGGCUCUUCCUCAGGAGCCGAAGUCAGAAUCCGAAACAACCAACUGUACUGCAACAACUGCUAUCUCCGACUCAAAUCUGGACGGCCAACCGCCAUGUGAUGUAAGCCUCCAUACGAAAGCACUGUUGCAGAUAGAAGAAGAGUUGGUUGCUGCUGAUGUAGAUCUAUAAAUAUAUGUUGUAUGUCUUUCUCUCUCUCUUUUUUUUUAAAGAAUAACACUUUUUUUUUUUUUUUUGGCCUCUGUAGAUUACAUCAGAGCAGGAUAGACUUGGUAGAACCUGUAUUUUUGUUGUUGUUUAUUUAUAAGGAGGUAAUUAUGUGUGGGGGAAAGUGCAGUAUUUACUUUCUGAGUUCAGCAUCCUAACAGCACAAGGGUAAAAAGAUCUUCAAAAUAUUUUGAGGCUGAUAAUGAUCAGUGGUGUUUUGAAGAGGGUUAUUUUAUUGUUGUUUUUUUUUUAAAAGGUUAUAAAACAUUAUUUGAAAUAGUUAAUAUAAAUAUAUAAUUGCAUUUGCUGUUUAUUGUAAUGUAUGCUAAAUUAAUACAGAACCAUAUGGAAAAUGUCACUAAAAUUCACCCCCCACCCCAAAUUUGCUUUCUGUAUCCUGUUUUUUCAGCUAUAUAUUAUGAUUUGAAAACAAUUAGCUUAUAUGAAAUGUUAUUUGCUUGAUGAGGGGAGCUCUGUUUUUGUUAGAAUUGUCACUAUCCAGUUUUCAAUAGAAAGCCUCUGCUUCUCAUUAAUGAAAUAUCCUUACAGUUUGUAUACCGUACCAAAAAUUUUCUUGAGGAAGUAGUGAGCCUUUCUGUCCAACUGUAUUUGUAAAUAAAAUUGCUGAUGCAUUUAA
Messenger RNA from Pipistrellus kuhlii (Kuhl's pipistrelle), 6231 nucleotides. RefSeq names its product LIM domain 7 (gene LMO7). Gene Ontology annotation, molecular function: protein binding. Bases 230 to 5488 code for a protein of 1752 amino acids. The record is from RefSeq and is a predicted model, not a curated record. NCBI's taxonomy places the organism in Eukaryota, Metazoa, Chordata, Mammalia, Chiroptera, Vespertilionidae. Gene Ontology annotation, biological process: regulation of cell adhesion; regulation of signaling. The transcript has 32 exons.